AUGGAAGGAUAUAAACCUAGAGUGAAGAUUACUAAGGUCAUCUGGAAACCACCCCAUAGAGACUGGAUAAUAUGUAAUACAGAUGGUGCAUCUAGGGGCAAUCCAAGCAGAGGGUUAUAUGGUUUCUGUGCUAGAAAUGAAGAGAGAGAUAUUGUUCAAGCUCAAGUAGAGGAAUUAGGACACAUCACUAAUAUAGAAGCAGAAGCAAUAGCAAUAUGGGAGGCACUAAAGUGGUGUGAAAUGACUCAGAGGAGGCAAAUCAUUAUCCAAACAGACUCAUUAAUUUUGCAAAAGAUCUUAAAUGACAAGUGGAAGCCACCUUGGAGCAUAGUGGAGUACAUUGAAAGGAUAAAACAGCUAGUAGAGGACAAGUAA
This is a messenger RNA of Lycium barbarum (goji berry), 375 nucleotides long. RefSeq lists its product as uncharacterized. The record is from RefSeq and is a predicted model, not a curated record. The transcript has a single exon. Gene Ontology annotation, molecular function: nucleic acid binding; RNA-DNA hybrid ribonuclease activity. Lineage: Eukaryota; Viridiplantae; Streptophyta; Magnoliopsida; Solanales; Solanaceae. The coding region runs from base 1 to 375 and encodes 124 amino acids.